Gilbertella persicaria is the source of this 3365-nucleotide messenger RNA. Its product is annotated as mediator complex subunit MED14-domain-containing protein. Bases 27 to 3278 code for a protein of 1083 amino acids. NCBI's taxonomy places the organism in Eukaryota, Fungi, Mucoromycota, Mucoromycetes, Mucorales, Choanephoraceae. Gene Ontology annotation, molecular function: transcription coregulator activity. The transcript has 10 exons. The record is from RefSeq and is a predicted model, not a curated record. Gene Ontology annotation, cellular component: mediator complex; core mediator complex. Gene Ontology annotation, biological process: regulation of transcription by RNA polymerase II.
UUUUUUUUUGCGCGCGAUUGAACACCAUGCAGCCCAUCAUGACAACACCCAAUGGCAUUAUUCAUUCGCACGUAGAUGACGUAUCUAUGAAAAAGAAACCAGUUGUGGAAGAAGACAAGGUCAAAUUGCCUGUUGAAAUGGCCAGUAUGGUGCCACUUCGCGCACUGAUUGGCAAAUUGAUUCACAAGUCUUAUGCUGAUCUCAUGACACUCACAGACACACUACCCUCCAUGUCUGAUGUAGAAAAGAAACGACAGAUUUUGACAUACAGUAUCAGUGUACGAAAACAGUUUCUCAAGUUACUUGUGCUUGUCAAAUGGGCCGAGAAUGCGAAUGAUAUCCAAAUGUGUCAGAAUAUCAUGGCAUUUUUAGCAAAUCAAAACAAGAUAUUUCAGGACACAGUGGAUUAUUUACACAACAUUCAUGUUAAACUACCGGCAGCUCGACUCAGAAACUUUGAUAUUCCAACAGCAGUAGAUGUCUUAACCACAGGCACUUAUCAACGCAUGCCAACUAAGAUCAAAGACAUGAUGAUGCCAACACCUUUAACAGAUAGACAAGUGCUCGAGACAUUUCAACAAAUGAAUGAUGUGAUUCGUAUGCGUAUGAUGACAACUGAAGUAUUGCCCAGUCCUAUGCAAACUUAUCGUAUUGAAAAUGGUCGUAUUUAUUUCUAUAUUGAACAUGAAUUUGAAGUGGCAUUGACAUUGAUGGGACAUAGUCAUGAUAGACGAUGGUGGAUUGUGUCUUUAGACAUCUUUGUAUCGAGUGCUCAUGAAGGAGCAACAGAGGAUAUGGAUAUUUCAUUAAACGAGGCUCAGAAACAGCAUGUACGUGUGAAUGCACAGAAGCAAUUGGUGCCUCCUGAAGAGAAUGGACUGUUGUUUUUCCCUCUUGUGAAUAUGUAUGACUAUCUACACUUGUGUUGUCUGAAUAUGCAGCUAGAGAUUUUGUAUAUACAAGCUGCCAUGUUGGCCAAGACACGCUGGAUCAAUCAACUCAAGGUCCAGAUGAACCAAGAAAGAACAAAACUUACGUUAGUCUAUUGGCGUGGUGGAUCGCCUGCUUCACGCUGGGCCAGUCAGAGUCAUUCAAACAAGAACACGACCAUUGAGAUCAGUAUACGUGAUGCUGAUCCAUUCGCGUUAUCCAUGUCUAUGCGGGAUGAUUGGAAAGGAUUGAUUCAGAAAGCAGGUAUUGGUGCCAGUAUUCGUUUAUCAGAGAUGCCUAUGCAAGACCGACCUAAAGUAUUGGCUUCUUUGAAAUACCCUAAACAUAUGCUGGAGGUCCUUUGGGAUGGUCGUCCUGAGCUCUAUACAGAUCAACCCUUGCUUAAUCCUUCUCAUUUGAAUGUUGAGCAAUUGGUAUUACAUGCUACUAACCACCAUGGUCAAUGCAUGAUUAAUCAAUUCAGAUCCUUGCUUGUGUCACAAAAAGACUUUUUACAAGAAAAUGGUCUGUAUUUAGCAGAAGAAUCUUCACUGGUGAUUCGUUAUCGUCAUGCGAAAUACAUCAGUAUUGAAUCUGAUGCAAGAACAGGCCGUGUCAAGGCAUUUGAGGCCAGUGAUGGCUGUCAUGAAGGUGAUUUCAAACUCCGUAGUCUAGAAGACAAGUUAAACAAUGAUCCUGAACACAUUGCACGUCAUCUGUUAUGGUUACGAUCUGAAGUGGUCGUGCGUGAAGUGAUAUCACUAGCCAAACAGCUUAAUUUACAACCUUAUCAUCCCUCCCAUAUGAAUUUAAGGCCUGAAGAUAUUCAAAAGUUGUUUGGUGAUCUGACAGAGGCUAAGCAAGUCAGUUACCCUUCUCAUUGUAUCUUUUUGCAGUUCUCUCAAUUUGAAGAUUGGUAUUUUGUGAUUGCGACCGUCAAGAAUCAAUUCAAGUCAUGGUUAUGCUGUAUAAAUAAAACAUAUGAUGCGAGUGGAUUAUAUCAAACCAUUGUUGAUUUGACAUAUCUUGAAUGCGAUCAAUUAUGGCAAGACCAGUUUAUGGAUACCAAAAGACAUAAAAAACAAAGACUAUCGUAUGAACAACCUAUUGAUCGUCUCUCGAUUGACUUACGCUAUCUUGCCAAACUGGAUUCACUCUGUCAAGCCUACAUCAUGAACCGUAAGAUUGAACUUCAACUACAAUCCUAUCGACUAGCUUAUCAUACAAGACCUUUGCUUCAAUCCUUAACUGGGAUCGAGACACAUGGGAUGAAUCAUCCAGCAGCAGACAAGAUGGAAGUUGUGUGUGUAUCUCAACAAGAUGUACUCAAGACAUCGUCUGGUACGCUUGAUUCUUGGGUACAACGCUUGCUUCCUUUGUUAAAGAACGAUAUCAUGAUACGCUCAUUUGGUUGGUGGGGACAAUCAGGCGAUUGUUAUGUGGUAGUGCAAGAUAAACUGGAUGCUGAUGCUCUCCAUCUGAAAGGACAUGCGUUGGGUGACCACAUUGCACUCGAUAGAGCCACGGGUGUUGUCUCGUUUACCUAUACUCAGAUUGAUCGUUGUAUAGAACAGUUCUUGGUCGAUUGGGAACGGUUGUUUAUGAUGGCUAAUUUGGCAAGACAAGUGUCUUCUGUCUGGUUCAAGAAAUAUAAGGAUCAACUGGUCUUUGAAGCGACCGAUCUACAGUCAUUGCGAAUGACAUAUGCCAAGCAUUAUGGUUGUACUAUUCGUUGGGACACGAUCACCAAAGGUCAACAAAGACAAUAUCAGUUGGACUUGUUUACGCAUCAUACCAAACAGACACCGGUCACUGCCUUACCUACUCAGAUAAGAAACCCCCACUGGCGUAUUGCUAGUUUCUUACGGGAUGUCUUGAAUGACAAUCGAGAUUUGAUUUAUUUUGUACAGAUUCUCUUUCAAACAUUGCCUCUGAUGAGUUGUUUGGAACGUCUUGAAGUGAAAUGUAUUCAAGAAGGUGAUAUUGGCAAAGUCUCGAUUAUACCACGCGCGUAUGAUGCAGUACGCGUCAUCUUUUCUUCCAUGUAUGCCAUUGAUAUUCGCUUCACAGACAAAUCCACACUCUGUCUAUCCGAUGCAGCCUACGCAUCUCCUUUUUCUUCUUCUACUUCUUCUCCUCCUCCUGCACCUUAUUUACUUCCUUCCCUUCAACAGAAAAGCGAUGCUAUUUCAGUGGCUCAACAAUGUAAAUUCAUCCCAUUUGAUCAAUUCAGUCAAUUAUUAGAUACACUGGACAAGGAGACCUUUGAACCAAGUGUGGUUCCAUUUCAACAUGGAUUUUUAUGUUCAUCUGGGUUAUGUGAAGGCAUUUUAGAUAGACUCAUUUAAAUCAUUUGACAUGUCCAAUAAACUAGGUGAAUUGAGUAAACAGCAUCGCCAUACUUCAUCUUACCUUUCAAUCGUCUCUGGUAAUUU